AUGUUUGGUAUUCCGAGGUUCUUUGGCUUCCGGGGCCGGUCGUUAAACUUGGCCAUCAGUUCCCUGGGUAGUCUUGAUUUCUUGCUUUUCGGUUAUGAUCAAGGUAUCACAGGUGGUCUACUAGACCUGCCGUCCUUCAUCAAGUACUUCCCCGAUAUCGACAAUCUUGAUCAAACGGUUUCAGAUGCCGUACGAUCUCAGCGUGCUACGAACCAAGGUAUUGCGGUUGCGUCCUAUAAUUUAGGAUGCUUCGUCGGUUCCAUCUUAUGUAUCUUCAUCGGUAAUCCACUCGGCCGACGCAAGACUAUUCUGUGCGGCUGCAUGACAAUGGCUACUGGAGCAUUGCUGCAAUCGACUUCCUUCCAAUUGCCUCAAUUUAUCAUUGCUCGCAUUGUCACAGGCAUUGGCAAUGGUCUGAACACGAGUACCGUUCCAACAUGGCAGUCAGAAUCAUCAAAGGCACACGAUCGUGGCAAGAUGGUCAUGAUUGAAGGUUCGCUUAUUACGGGAGGCAUUUGCCUUAGCUACUGGAUUAAUUACGGCUUUUCCUUUAUCGGUGAAAAGGAGGUAGCAUGGCGUUUCCCGCUAGCAUUCCAAAUCCUCUUCGCCAUCGUAAUUUUCUUCUCCAUCCUUCAUUUGCCUGAGUCACCUCGCUGGCUUGUGAUGCAAGGUCGAGAAGACGAAGCUUUGGAAAUCCUCGAAGCCUUGAAUGAGAAGCCCCGAGAUGACCCCUACAUCGUGAAUGAGCUCAUCGCCAUUCAAGAAACGGUUAAAGAAAUGAACAAGGGUUCGUUCAGAAGUCUAUUCAAGAUGAGCGAGUAUCGUGAAUUCCAUCGUGUGGUUCUUGCCUACGUCAACCAGAUGUUCCAGCAAAUCUCUGGAAUCAAUCUUAUUACAUACUAUGCACCCUCGCUGUAUAAGCAAAUCGGACUUGGAGAAGGUAAUCUUCCCAAGCUAUUGGCUGCCUGUAAUGGCACAGAAUACUUCAUGGCCUCCUUUAUUCCCAUCUUUAUUAUCGAGAAGGUCGGACGUCGGCCACUGAUGCUUUUCGGCGCUGCUGGCAUGUCGAUUUCCAUGGCAAUUCUCGCCGGCACCAACUAUCGCCUGACUCAUUAUAACGAGAGUGGUGCCGGUGUCGGCCAAGCAGUGUUCCUUUUCGUCUUCAACACAUUCUUUGCCAUCGGUUGGCUUGGUAUGACAUGGCUAUAUCCAGCAGAGAUCGUGCCACUGCGUAUUCGUGCUCCGACAAAUGCACUAGCCACUAGUGCCAACUGGAUCUUCAACUUCAUGGUCGUGAUGGUCACCCCAGUCGCAUUCGACACCAUCAAAUAUAAAACCUAUAUCAUUUUCGCCGUGAUCAACUUCUUCAUGUUCCCGGCUGUAUACUUCUUCUUCCCCGAAACCCGCUACCGAUCCCUAGAGGAAAUGGACGCCAUCUUCAAGAAGUCUUCCAACAUCUUCGACGUUGUGCAAAUAUCUAUCAAGGAGCCCUACCGCUAUGAUAAGCACGGUCAGCUUAAACCUGAGUAUCUCGAGGAAGCUAUUCGUCGGGAGAGCGUUCGUCGCGAAAGUGUCGUUCAUGAGGACUCGGGUGAGAAGUUUGAUAGUGAUGAGAGUGCUACUGAUAAGCCUGCGGCGAUUGGAUAUGAAGGGAAAUAG
Penicillium cataractarum is the source of this 1659-nucleotide messenger RNA. Its product is annotated as sugar porter family MFS transporter. The transcript has 7 exons. Gene Ontology annotation, molecular function: carbohydrate:proton symporter activity. Lineage: Eukaryota; Fungi; Ascomycota; Eurotiomycetes; Eurotiales; Aspergillaceae. Gene Ontology annotation, biological process: carbohydrate transport; transmembrane transport. The record is from RefSeq and is a predicted model, not a curated record. Gene Ontology annotation, cellular component: membrane. Bases 1 to 1659 code for a protein of 552 amino acids.